AUCACGGCAUGUCCGCGCCCAGAGAACCCAGAAUCAGAAAUGCGGGAGUAGCACAAUCACAGUUGCACGUUAUGUAUCGUUGGUCAUGUUACCCAAUAGAGCUGAAGUAUAACAACAUAGAGAGCCGUGGCAUCACUUACGAUCGGAUCAUCGAUUUGGCAUCGGAAACCACCAUUCACCGUAGGAAGAAGGGCCCUUUGUAUUUGAAGACUACUUCUUAGGUUCUAUCUAGAUACGGCGGCGACCCUCCACUGAGCGCACGUGCCAUGUCACUGUAUGGCGUGGGCAUCACCAAAUUGUCCAAGUGGGUCCAGGCAUCGCCACGGACGUGCUCCAGGGCCACACAGACACCAAGCUAUCUCUGUAACAAGAGCAGCAGGACCCGUGUAAUGCGUCGCAAGCGGAGUGACGCCUGCAGCAACACCAUCUGCACCAUGGCCGAGUGGAACAUGGGGCAGAAACCCUUCGUCUGCCAACUGUGCCUCAAGUCAUUCUUAACCAGGGCCACAUUGUCCAGCCACUUGAAGUAUGUGCACGACGGAGAGGGCAAGUAUGUCUGUGCCGUGUGCGAGAGAGCGUUCGUCUACAAGGACAGCCUGCAGCGGCACGAGCAGUUGCAUUCCAACGACAGUCGAUACACGUGCGGACGGUGCGGCCGUACCUUCAGGGACCACACCAACCUGUGCGCGCACGUUCUGGUCGACGGUGGCGACAAACUGUACGUGUGUACCCGCUGCGGGAGUACCUUCUCGGGGCUCGUCUCCCUGAAGAGCCACACGGUGUCCGCUCACACCAAGGACUUUGAGUUCCCGUGUCACUUGUGCGGAGAGGGCUUUUCGUUUCCGCGUGCGCGGAAGAGACAUCUGCAGAAAAAGCACGCGGGUGCCGUGUGCAAGCAGUGAUCCCAUGGGUGCUUUCGUGCAGAGCCGUAGUAAUAAAAGGGAGUCUAAAAAUUAA
Ornithodoros turicata is the source of this 957-nucleotide messenger RNA. Its product is annotated as oocyte zinc finger protein XlCOF15-like. Bases 267 to 902 code for a protein of 211 amino acids. Lineage: Eukaryota; Metazoa; Arthropoda; Arachnida; Ixodida; Argasidae. Gene Ontology annotation, biological process: regulation of transcription by RNA polymerase II. Gene Ontology annotation, molecular function: RNA polymerase II cis-regulatory region sequence-specific DNA binding; DNA-binding transcription factor activity. The transcript has 3 exons. The record is from RefSeq and is a predicted model, not a curated record.